This is a messenger RNA of Danaus plexippus (monarch butterfly), 1653 nucleotides long. RefSeq names its product fumarylacetoacetase (gene Faa). Gene Ontology annotation, biological process: L-phenylalanine catabolic process; L-tyrosine catabolic process; homogentisate catabolic process. The transcript is spliced from 9 exons. The record is from RefSeq and is a predicted model, not a curated record. The coding region runs from base 253 to 1524 and encodes 423 amino acids. Gene Ontology annotation, molecular function: fumarylacetoacetase activity. Lineage: Eukaryota; Metazoa; Arthropoda; Insecta; Lepidoptera; Nymphalidae.
AUGUAUUUAUAAAUAUUGCUUUCUGUUUGUGUUUCAGAUGAAAGGAAUGAAUUAUCACAAAUGAUAACGACAAUGAUAGUUAAACAAAUGUAAAGACAUUUUAACCUUGACUUAAUAAAAGAAUCCAGUUCGUAUUCGCCGACCGGUGACUAAACUUGUUUUGCUUAUUUCCAUAACUUAUGUAAAAUAUAACUACGGAAAAGAGGAGACACUUUUGUUGUGAAAUUCAUAGCAAUCUAACGUGUUGGUAAAAUGAAAUCCUUUAUAGAGUAUUCUGCGAACACAGAUUUCCCGAUUGAAAAUUUACCCUACGGUGUAUUUACUUCGCCCAAAAAUGCCCAAAAACAUAUUGGAGUCGCGAUUGGUGAUUGGAUUCUGGAUUUGCAUGUGAUCUCUCAUCUAUUCUCAGGACCUCUACUGAAGGGAAAACAACAUGUUUUUAGGGAUGACAAAUUGAACUCGUUUAUGGGAUUAACAAAGGCGCACUGGAUUGAAGCAAGGGCCACUCUUCAGAGUCUUCUGGAUGCGAGCAAUACCAAAUUGAAGAAUGACUCCGAAUUGCGACAAAAGGCGUUUGUUAAGCAAUCCGAGGCUACCAUGCAUUUGCCAGCUGAGAUCGGAGACUACACGGAUUUUUACUCCUCAAUCCACCACGCCACAAACGUAGGCAUCAUGUUCAGAAGCAAAGAGAACGCUCUCAUGCCAAACUGGAAACACUUGCCAGUGGGUUACCAUGGCCGCAGCAGCUCCAUCGUCAUUUCUGGCACUCCGAUUACAAGACCCUACGGUCAAACAUUGCCUAUUGAAGGAGCCGAUCCUCACUUCGGUCCAUCUCGUCUCAUGGACUUCGAGCUGGAGAUGGCCUGCUUCGUGGGUGGUCCACCGACGGCGCUUGGCGAACGAGUCUCCGCCCGUCAUGCCGAAGAACGCCUGUUUGGAUUCGUACUGAUGAAUGAUUGGAGUGCUCGUGAUAUCCAAAAAUGGGAGUACGUGCCGCUCGGUCCAUUUACUGCCAAGAACCUGGGAACAUCCAUUUCCCCCUGGAUCGUUACCAUAGAGGCACUGCGUCCGUACAUCGUGGACAACUAUCCCCAGGAUCCCGAGCCGUUCGCGUAUUUGAAACACGACGAUAAGUUCAACUUCGAUAUCAAACUCGAGGUGGAUGUUAAGACUGACAAAUCUCCUGUGGCAAACACCAUCUGUCGCUCCAACUACCGCUUCAUGUACUGGACCGUGAAACAGCAGCUAGCUCAGCAGACUGUCUCGGGCUGCAACCUGCGUCCUGGGGACUUGCUUGGAUCGGGAACCAUUAGCGGGGAUACAUCUGAUUCAUAUGGCAGCAUGUUAGAGUUGAGCUGGAAAGGAACCAAGCCAAUCCGCUUACAGAAUGGAGAAGAAAGGAAAUUUUUGCAAGAUGGCGACACAGUAAUAUUAAGAGGAUAUUGCAUAAACGAGAUCGGUGUCCGCAUCGGUUUCGGAAAAUGCGAAGGAAAGCUGCUUCCGGCUCUACCUUUCAAAGAAUGAUCGAUUUUCAGCACAUGACCCAAACACCUUUUUAAAUAUUUUGUUUUUAUAUCACGUUGUGUCACUGCCAUAUUGUGUGUUUUAAAGGCAAAGAUUUCAUAGUUAGUUAUCAAUAAAAAGAUUUUCGUA